Mytilus trossulus (common blue mussel) is the source of this 961-nucleotide messenger RNA. Its product is annotated as mpv17-like protein 2. The record is from RefSeq and is a predicted model, not a curated record. Lineage: Eukaryota; Metazoa; Mollusca; Bivalvia; Mytilida; Mytilidae. The coding region runs from base 262 to 855 and encodes 197 amino acids. The transcript is spliced from 2 exons. Gene Ontology annotation, biological process: cellular response to reactive oxygen species; mitochondrial ribosome assembly. Gene Ontology annotation, cellular component: membrane; cytoplasm; mitochondrion.
UUAAAAGCAAAAAUAAUUACUCGGAUUAUUAUACACGUCCAUAUAUGUCAUAAUAAUCACUCAUAUAUCAAACCGGCACCUGCUUUGAGUGUGGAUAAUUCGUUUUCCUUGAAAUUUAGCAAUUUAUAUGUUAUCCUCAUGCCGUGGAGAACCGAAAGUAACUCACUAAUUUUACAUAACCUUGGACCGGUUAUAAAACAUAAGGAAACAAUGAGUAAAUGUGUGCCAUAAAACAUUUAUACCAGAUAUUACCAUUCAAAGAUGAACUUUGGUUCAGUAAGAGUUGCAUUUCAUCCUAUUGUAAAAACCUGGGCAGCAAGGGGAAGAAUAUUGUUCUCAAGGAAGUAUUUAUUAUAUACCAAUGUAGGUAUAGCAGUAACUUUAUCUACAACAGGAGACUUCAUAAAUCAACGAUUCCAAAUUACAAAAAAGGAAAUUGAUAGCCUCGAUAUACUACGUUCACGUGAUGUAGCUAUUACAGGUCUUUUCAUUGGACCAUUCUGUCACUAUUGGUAUCUGUUUCUUGAUUGGUGGAUUCCAGGUAGAUGCUAUAGGUUAUUGGCUAAAAAGGUGAUUGUUGAUCAGCUGGUGUGUUCACCUGUUGUGAUUGGACUAUUUCUAGGAAUAACAACUCUAUUAGAAAAGAAAUCAUUGACUGCUGUGAAAGAAGAAUUUUUGGAAAAAGGCGGGAAAUUAUAUGUUGCUGAGUUAGCUGUAUGGCCACCAGCACAACUUUUCAAUUUUUAUUUCUUACCAACUCAUUACAGAGUACUCUUUGACAAUGCUAUCUCAUUUUUAUUUGAUAUUUAUUUUUCUAGGAUAAAAUACGGUAAAAAUGGUCGAGUAGAAAGUUGAUAUUGGUUAAUAUUUAGUAUACUCAUGCAAAAAUUUAUAUUAAUUAUAAGUGAUUUAUCAAUUUUUACAAAGAAUUAAAGCAAUGGCAUUAUUUAUUGUACAUUUA